Messenger RNA from Solanum lycopersicum (tomato), 957 nucleotides. The record is from RefSeq and is a predicted model, not a curated record. NCBI's taxonomy places the organism in Eukaryota, Viridiplantae, Streptophyta, Magnoliopsida, Solanales, Solanaceae.
AUGCAUGGUGAUCUGAUACAAGUGCCAUCUCAUGAGCUUAAUGCUAUGAGUUCACCUUGGCCAUUUGUAGCUUGGGGUAUGGAUAUCAUAGGUCCGAUAGAGCCAUCCGCUUCUAAUGGACACAGAUUCAUUUUGGUUUUCAUUGAUUACUUCACCAACUGGGUGGAAGUAGCUCCAUAUAAGUCGGUAACCAAGAGAUUUGCAGUUGAUUUUGUUCGCAAUAAUUUGAUAUGCAGGUUUGGAGUACUUGAAUCCAUUAUUACCGACAAUAUCAAAAAUCUCAACAUCCACUUGAUGAGAUAUAUAUGUGAACAAUUUAAUAUUACUCACCUAAACCAAACCACUUAUCGUCCCCAAAUGAACGGAGCUGUAGAGGCGGCCAAUAAGAAUAUCAAAAAUAUUUUAAGGAAAAUGAUCGACAAGCAUCGAGGUUGGCAUAAGAUGUUACCAUACGCUUUAUUGGGUUAUCGAACCAGUGUCAGAGCGUCGACAGGAGCUACGCCAUACUUGCUAGUGUAUGGAAUAGAAGCAGUUAUACAUGCUAAAGUCGAAAGACCGUCUUUGAUAAUCAUCCAAGAAGCUGAGUUAAGUAAUGCUGAAUGGGUCGGUAAGCGGAUUGAUCAACUAACUUUGAUCGAUGAGAGGAGAGUGAUUGCCGUUUGUCAUGGUCAGUUGUAUAGACAGAGAGUGAUUCGUGCCUUUCACAAGAGGGUAAGAGCUAGAAUUUUUGAAGCUCGUCAAUUGGUUCUUAAGCGUAUUUUUCCUCAUCAAGAUGAGUACAAAGGAAAGUUCCCACCAAACUGGCAAGGUCCGUACAUGGUUCGUAAAGUAUUAUUGGGAGGUGCCUUGGUCCUGUCGGAAAUGGAUGGAACCAUAUGUCCGAAACCGAUCAACUCAGAUGCUGUCAAGAGAUACUACGUGCGAAGCUGCGGUUUACAUUCUGUUAUUCACUUGUAA